This is a messenger RNA of Anolis sagrei ordinatus, 1537 nucleotides long. NCBI's taxonomy places the organism in Eukaryota, Metazoa, Chordata, Lepidosauria, Squamata, Anolidae. The record is from RefSeq and is a predicted model, not a curated record.
GACGUUACGGGUUUCCUUUAAAAGCGGAAGCGACGCACUGCGCAUGCGCCACCGGCCAAGUGAGCACAAGGCAGCCGUGUGUGCAAAGCGGAGGAAACAGCACAUCUACGCAGCCAUGCAGCGGGAGCAAAGCCCACAGGUUUCCCUCAUUGACAGACUCAUUAAGAUGCGGAAAGAGACAGCGGAGAGGAGGGUGGUCUUGGCUUGGGGGCUCCUCAACCUCUCCCUCGCCGGCAUGAUUUAUACUGAAAUGUCUGGAAAACUAAUCAGUUCAUAUUACAACAUUUCAUGCUGGCCACUGUGGUAUAUUGAGCUGGCCUUUGCCUCGCUGUUCAGCCUCAACGCCUUAUUUGAUUUCUGGCGAUACUUCAAGUACACCGUGGCCCCAACCAGCUUGGUGAUGAGUCCUGGGCAGCAAACCGUCCUGGGUUUACAAAAUGCAGCGGUGCAGAUCACUCCGGUGCACCAGCUGACCCCCAAGAGGAGCUCCGACUCCAGUUCCCCAUCCAGCAGCCCGAGCUUUUGGAGCUACAGCCGCUCCGUGGCCGACGGCGCACAGAUGCUGCGGAAAUUCCAGUACCAGCCAGCCUGCCGCUCCCAGACCCCUUCGGCCCACAAGGACGAGGCCGACCUCAGCUCCAAGCAGGCGGCAGAGGAGGUUUGGGCCCGUGUCUCCAUGAGCCGGCAGCUGCUUGACCACAUGGACACUUGGACGGCCAAAUUCCGCAAUUGGCUCAAUGAGACAAUUUUAGUGCCUCUUGUUCAAGAGAUUGAAUCUGUGAGCACUCAACUCCGGAGGAUGGGAUGCCCAGAACUACAGAUUGGAGAUGCCAGCAUCAGCAGCCUGAAGCAAGCCGCGCUGGUGAAAGCCCCUCUGAUCCCGACCUUGAAUACCAUUGUCCAGUAUCUGGACCUUACCCCCAACCAGGAAUAUCUGGUGGAGCGGAUCAAAGAGCUCUCUCAAGGCGGGUGCAUGAGUUCCUUCAGGUGGAAUCGAGGCGGAGACUUCAAAGCUCGCAAAUGGGACACCGAUUUGCCAACGGAUUCGGCCAUCCUGAUGCACGUCUUCUGCACAUACCUGGAUGCCCGGCUGCCUCCUCACCCGAAAUACCCCGAUGGCAAAACAUUCACCUCUCAGCACUUCAUUCAGACACCUGAUAAGCCAGACGUUUCCAAUGAGAACUUGUUCUGCAUCUACCAGAGCAGCGUCAACCCUCCCCAUUACGAACUUGUUUACCAACGGCAAGUCUACAAUCUGCCAAAGGGCAGAAACAACUUGUUCCACACUUUGCUCAUGUUCCUGUACAUCAUAAAGACCAAGGAAUCUGGGAUGCUGGGGCGUGUCAAUCUUGGCUUAUCUGGUGUGAACGUCCUGUGGAUUUUUGGCGACUAGAUCACUUGGAAGUCGCUACAGAAGAACUCUUGUUGGACCGCGGAAUAAAAACAUCUCCAUUGGAAAAAGAGAGAAGUUGGCAGCGCAUGAUUUGGAGAUACAGCAAGAGUUCUUCAAAGCAAAACAAAUAAUGAAACACUGGAA